This is a messenger RNA of Capronia epimyces CBS 606.96, 2310 nucleotides long. RefSeq lists its product as uncharacterized. Bases 1 to 2310 code for a protein of 769 amino acids. NCBI's taxonomy places the organism in Eukaryota, Fungi, Ascomycota, Eurotiomycetes, Chaetothyriales, Herpotrichiellaceae. The record is from RefSeq and is a predicted model, not a curated record. The transcript has a single exon.
AUGUCGACUUCCCCGCCUCCGCGCCGGCGGUUCAUCCCUGACCCAGUCGAGACCACGGUGAGAAGUUCAAGAUCUGCAUAUAGCCCAUCUUCGGACCCCUCAUCCAGUCAUGGCUCAGUCAAUCCACGUGCCUUAAAUCCCGACCCUGUGCCUCCUCAGGCCAAGCCUCGGAGGUUUCUGCCUCAACCGGUGGAGGAGAGUACCCGGAGUUCGAGGAAGAAGGACGUCAAGCAUACCGAAGAGUCUACAGCCCAAGGAGAGUUGACUGGGGUCAACUUGCAUUUAUCUACACACGGUCCUCCCCCCUCUGGUGUUUCUGAGAGCAGGCCCUCGACAACCCCAAGACGCUUUGCACCAGAUCCAAUAGAGACCAGUUCCCAUUCUUCGAGGAGGAGGUUUGCCCCUGAGCCAAUCGAGACGAGCAUAAAAAGCAGCAAGAAUAGGGACCCUCCGCCGGACGAUCAUCCAUCCAAGCCUCGUCGGAAGUUCGCUCCCGAACCUGUCGAGACGUCGACGAGAAGCAGCAAAGACAAGACGUUGCAAGAGACUGAAGAUACUUCGACAGCACGUCCUCGCCGCAAAUUCCUCCCUGAACCAAUUGAGACCACCACCAGAAGGAGGCGGAAUACAGAUUUUCAAAACACUGAACAGGAGCUUUCCAGAUCCGCAGACUCAUCGGCUUCUAGCAGGAGGUCCAGUGGGCCACGCAAGUUCUCGCCGGAGCUGUUGGAAACCGCAAAAGGCUCGUACCGACGCGUACAUCUGCCUACAUCUGAGUUCCAAGGGCAUGCUCUUCCUCGACGUCCAGCGUCACCACGUCCGGAUCAGGAAUUCCGAGUGGACGGAGCCAGUGGGCUUGAGGAGUCACGAUUCUCAGCAGCUGCUCUCGCUCGCAGACGGCCCGAAGCAUCCCGCCAACAUUCAUUUGUUGUUCCUGACUUACCGAUGAUCGAAUCGACCACUGAAGAUGAUACAUCUGAAGCACCGUCACUAAGCGAGUCUCCCUCGUCCGUGGACACAGAGAACAGGAAAGAGCCCAGUCGACCUCCUAUACAGAGCAGCUACACAGACUAUGUCCUCCGGCUGGCCGCGGACACGGUGACCGAAAAAGAGUUACAGGAACAGGCCAUGGCUGCCUAUAUCAAUGAGCGACCGCACGAACCUGUGGACCAUUUUGCCAUUGAUGCCGACGAAGAAGACGGGCCCCUUCCUGUCCCCAUGUUUCAAGGGGAGAAAGGCGUCGAUGCGCGGACCUUCCGACGAUCAUCCGCCGCAGAGCUGCAUUUAGAAUUGCAGAGUAUGCAGAAGCACCACGAGCUACUGGAAUCGACCAGGCGAGGGCUGAACCCCGAUCCUGCCAGUCACAGUCGUUUCAGCGCUGCUGCUUUGGCCAGCCGUCAGGCCGUAGAGGCCAAAGGCCCGAAUAAAUCCAAGAAAGCCAGAGCCGCGGAUGAGGACUCGGAGCUCGCUCGCAUGAUGGCAGCGGCAUCCCCUCCCAUGCUAGGUGGCAGCCUUGUUUUCCCAUAUACUAUCUCACCCAAGAUGACGCGGUGUGAUCCCGAUCAACCCCCACGACCGCGGAACACUGGCAGCCGCGACGAGGCCAUGGACGAGGAAAGCCCGAAACUGUGGAUCUCGAACAAACAACCCGAGAACAAUGCUGAUGGCGGGCUGUGGAUGGGAAUGUGCCAAGUAGGGACGUGGCAACCUGUCAACCAUCAAAUGAAUGGGUUGAACACCGGCAUCCAAACGCCAGCUCCCCUCAGUCCCAUGGUGGAAAGAAACAACCCCUUUGAUUCCAUGACGGCCGGUCGCGGCCGGCAAACUCCUGGAAGGCAACGGCCUUAUUCAGGCAUGAAUUUCCUCCCGCUGACGCCUCCACGAAGCAACGACGGCGAUGACGGGUUUACGAGCACCGUCGACAAAAAGCUCCAACUGGAGCAUCAGAUCGAUGAAGAGUUCCCAGCGCGCGUCAUUACGCAGAUAUACAAUUAUUUGAGCCUUGGAUACCCCAGCCUUGCACAUAUGUUCGAUGACGAACUGAGCAAGAUAAGUAGGAUCCCGAUGGAGGAGCUCAGGAAGGACGACAACCUCGUCGACGCCAGGGGCUACGUCGGCGCACCCGAAGGCGACGGAUCUGACGAGAGUGAGGUUGUCGGCAAAUGUAAGCGGUGGGAAGCCUUGCGACUAUACGUUCGGGAGUGGGCUCGACAGAGUCCGAACUUCUUACACGAAUCAAUGGGGCCGGUGGUGGUGAGUGCGAACGAUGAUUGGGGAGCCCGAGCCAGGAAAGGUAGUUGGGGAUUCUAA